AUGGAUCGCCGCGCCGAGCGUUCGCGAUCCCCACGGCGAGUGACCGAUGAGAAUCAAGACGUCCAAAUUCAUGUGACAUUGCCCAGUGGCAGAUCGAGUACUCUAUCAGUGUCCUUGAAUGAGCUUUUUGCAGUGCAGAAGCUGCAGGCGGCGGCGAAAGAAUCGUUUGGAAUACCUUACUUGCCCAGGAUCUUCUUCCAGGGAAGAAUGCUAGAUGCCAGAGAGUCUCUUCAAGACUCGGGACUUGCUGAUGGGGAUACUGUCACGGCGGUUGUGCAAGCGGAGAAGCAUAUGGCCACGACGGAGGCGGCAUUUGCUGCCUGGCGCACUGGUGGCAAUCAAGUAGUUACGUGGGGUUUGCAAGCGUUUGGAGGAGACAGCAGCAGUGUGCAAGAUCGGUUGAAGAGCAUCCAAGAGAUCCAGGCCACGCGCCGGGCCUUCGCGGCGCGCCUCGCGCGCGGCGCGCCUCGCGAAGUGGUGACCUGGGGCGAUCCGGCGCAUGGAGGCGACGUCAGCGCAGAGGUGCAGAGGCGACUGAAAGACGUGCACUCCCUCCACUCCACCGACGGGGCCUUCGCAGCGCUUCUGAGUGAUGGAUCGGUGGUGACCUGGGGCGAUCCCUGCAAAGGAGGGGACAGCGGCGCGGUGGAGGAUCGUUUGAAGAAGGUUUGUGCACUUGCAUCCACUGGCUGGGCCUUUGCUGCCUUGUUGUCUGAUGGAUCUGUGCUGACUUGGGGAGAUCCAUACUUUGGAGGAGACUGCAGUGAGGUGCAAGAGAAGUUGAAGACGGUGCAAGAGAUUCACUCUUCGAGCUAUGCCUUCGCGGCCAUUUUGGACGAUGGAAGUGUGGUCACCUGGGGCAACCCCACAUUCGGUGGGGAUUCGAGCAAGGUCCAAGAGGAGCUGCGAGAUGUGGUGCAGAUUCGAGGCUCUCGCUAUGCCUUCGCUGCGCUUCGCUCGGGUGGAUCGGUCAUCACCUGGGGAGAUGAAAGGCGAGGAGGUGAUAGCAGCUUGGUGCAGGAACAACUGAAGAAGGUGAAACAGAUCAGUGCGACCCACUACGCCUUCGCUGCUCUGUCUGAUGGAGCUGUGGUCACCUGGGGUGGGCCUGGAGGUGCAGUGGAGAAACGGUAUGCAUGCCGCCUGGUGUGGAGCCAUUUGAUCUGUCGACUCCGGGCAGCGGCCCGGAGGGUCAAAGUGCGAAGAUCUGCGAAACCCAAGUCGCCCAGGUUCGCCCCAGAGGUCCCCAAGAAGGAGGAGGCCGCCGACCCCGUGGCCGAAACCGUGGACCUCACCAACGGUGCGGCCGCGGCGCCGGCGGCGGCUGAAGCGCCCGUGCCACCGCGCGGGCCGCUGGCGCGCGUGAAGACGGGGCCGCAGAUGGUGCGGCGGAAGGUGCCACGUUGGGCGCCCGAUGGCGGAGGAGCUGAGCUCUUGGUGGCGGACAAAGGGAUUGGUGGUGAGCUGGACACCCUCACGGAGGAACAGGUGCCCGGAGACGGAAGGGUCUAUCGUGUGAUUUAUGACAUGGGCAUCGGCAUCCGCAAGGAGCCCAGCAUCGGCGCCAAGCGCACGGGCGAAGAUUUGCUGAACGGCGAGUGCUUCGAGAUCAAGACCGAGCUCCGCCGCGCUGGACGGCGCUACUUUGAGCUCCUGGACGGCCGUGGAUGGGUCUUCGACUGGACCGAGAUCAACGGGGAUCGAGUCGACUUGGUCGAGUUGGCUGCACAGCUCUACACAGUCGCCUUCCCCGAUGGCGUCAACGGCAUCGCCUGGAGCUCCGACCAGACGAUGCGCUUCUGCACCGUGAACGGCUUCACCAACGAGGGCGAAGCGACCAACUUAGCACAGGCCGGCAUUCGCACCGGAGACGUCCUGGUGAUGAUUGACCAGGAUCCAGUGGUGGGCAUGCCCUUUGGCACUGUCCUGGAGCGGAUUUGGGCAACGGCCGGGCGCCAGCCGGGCUCAGGCUACUUCUACAAGGUGACCACUGAGAACCCCUACGGCAUCGGGAUUCGCGACGAGCCGGACGUGGAUGGCCCGCGCACCGGGGAGGACUUGAUUCGAGGCUCCGUCUUUGAGGCGGCCGACCUCGUCCAGGAGGAUCUCACUUAUUUGCAUUUGGCUGAUCAGCGCGGCUGGGUCUUUGACAACUCGAUCUUCGAGCCCGAGAACCCGUGUGUGGUGAAUCUCGCAGAGAUCGAGCCGGGCUGCACGUUGACCAUGUGGCGUGGCGAGGUCGACGAGCUGGCGAAGACCAUUGGCCUGAAGUUCCGCCAGGACUCCAAUGAUGGCAGACCCUUCACACUCACCGUGCUGGAAGAAGGGGAGCCCAUUCAGCGGGUGCCGGUGGCGCCGGGCUCGAACCUUCGAAAGGCACUGCUGAACAACGGCUUUCAGGUCUAUCAAGACCUCCGGUCGGUCUUCAAUUGUAACGCCAACCAGCUCUGUGGUACCUGCGUGUUAGAUGUGAUGGAGGCAGCUUCCGGGUCCGCUCCGUGA
Durusdinium trenchii is the source of this 2502-nucleotide messenger RNA. The record is from the annotation of a GenBank genome assembly. NCBI's taxonomy places the organism in Eukaryota, Dinophyceae, Suessiales, Symbiodiniaceae.